Molecule: messenger RNA, 1886 nt
Organism: Conger conger (European conger)
Lineage: Eukaryota; Metazoa; Chordata; Actinopteri; Anguilliformes; Congridae
Exons: 8
Coding region: 1-1488 (495 amino acids)
Source: RefSeq, a predicted model, not a curated record
AUGCCCCUCUGCAUGUGGGCAUUCAAGCUGACAUGCACCCAGCCUGGUUGUAAGAGACCACUGACAAAGGCUGGGCUUUACAAGACCAUCCGGAGGGUCUUGGACAUCGAUGGCUGGUACUUGAUGGCUACAGAGUACCUGAGCUGCCAGAGAUGUCAGAAGAAGGUAGCUGGCUGGUCGCACGAUGUGCUGAAUCGGCUGGAUCCGGCUCAUCGGAACCAGUUUCCAGCGAUUCUGACAUACAAGCUGACCUGCGACCUGCGGGUCAUGAGGCUGCUGCGGGAGCGCUCUUUGGGGAACAGCGCCACCCAGCUGUACCGGAAGCUGUGUGAGGGGCACAGCGAAGCCUGGAUGCGGCGGUCCAUGCAGUACCUCGGCGAGUGCGAGCACUUCCUGGCCAUGGGCUCCGAGCGGCAUGACUUCCCCCCACCCCCCUCCCAUGCCGCCCGUGCCCACACCCCUCUGGCUGCUGAGCGUCUAUUGCUACGACGUUCUGACGCGACUGGAGGAGGUGAAGGCCAGGGUCACCUCCACCUUCGGAUCCAUUCUCAAGUGACCAAGAAGCUCGCCGGUUUCGCUGCAGACACAGCGGCCUGGGCAACGAACGUCGGCAACGAAUUCGGGCAGGUCCUGAUAACGGUGCUGACAGCUGCCGAGGGCCAGGGCCUGCUGCCCAUGGCUGCUGGCCUAAUGCAGUCUUACCGAGACGCCGGGGUUGCACCCCCCCAGCUCAUCUACGUGGACCGGGACUGCUGCUCCUCAUUCGACUGGACGUGUGGCACCUCAUGCGCAGGCUCUCUGUAUAGCUGCGCGCGGGGUUCAACUUCUCUGGAGUCAUUCCACCUCCACCUCAACCGGUUCAUCCCAGGGGAUCGUGCAAACGCCAUGCACUUUCAGGCGUUCCUGCUGGACAGACUGGUGAGUUGGAACGAAGACCGCGCCGCAGCUGCAGUGGAGGGACCAGCACAGCCUCUGCUCUCCUACAGUGGCCACCUGCAGCACUCCCUUAACCAGCUCAGCCAAAGGGUGCUUGGCCAGAGUCUGGUUAAGGAUUACACCAAGCCUGGCGAGUACACUGGGGCGCUCAUUGGCGUGGAGUACCUGUACUCACAGACAGGCAGGGUGCUGCAGGACGUCAGCUUGGACCCUGACACUCCGGACGAGGCUGCUGACAUCCAAGACCUGGAUCUGGAUGUGAAGGAUGAUGGCUUUCAGGAGGAGGAGGACGACCCCACGGUCCACUGCCCAACCCCAUCCUCCAUCCCUUCCAUCUCCGGUCAGGAGAUCCAGCUGACGCACCCCCAUCUGGGCCAUCACCUCCAGCUGCCCCUGAAGCCUUUCCUCAGUCGCCCGCCACCCUCCUGGAUUUUCCCCGGGUGCCCACUCCACCGGCUCCCACCGGGGAAGAUUCUAAGGAGUUCAGAGGCCCUGACGGUCAGCCAGGCUACCAGCAUGUCACCCGGCUGGCCAGUGCCUUGGUGGCCUUGAGUGGACUGACCUCGUUGUCGGAUGCCAAGGUGGACGAGCUGGUGAGUCUGUGGAGCGUUCUCCCAGACGCCGACAAAAGCCGGCUCGUCUACCCAUCCCGGCACCGGGAGAGGAUUGCGAAGGGGCGUUUCAAGGCAACGAAGGGCAAGACGUCCGUUGUCCCUGGAAAGUUGCCUUCUCGGAGAAACCUUGGGUCCUGCAAAUUGGCCAAACGCCAGUCGCCUGGUGGAGGCCAUUUGCAGCCAGCUCUGCCGCCUGUACCCGACCGGGGUCAAAUCCCAGGGAGUCAGGAGGCCCCGGUGGGCGGCAGUGCUCGCACGCUAUGUCAAGAUCUGCGAGCUUGUGCUUGGCAGCCCGAGACAGAUGGCCCAGACAACGCUACAGCUCUUUGAGCUGAA